Molecule: messenger RNA, 1834 nt
Organism: Anneissia japonica
Lineage: Eukaryota; Metazoa; Echinodermata; Crinoidea; Comatulida; Comatulidae
Product: cleavage and polyadenylation specificity factor subunit 4-like
Exons: 7
Coding region: 724-1359 (211 amino acids)
Molecular function (GO): RNA binding; zinc ion binding
Source: RefSeq, a predicted model, not a curated record
GCAUUUAAUCAAGAAAAAAUGUUUUUCAUUUAGUGUUAUAAUUAGUUCUACCAUUGUUUUUAAGUAAAUUAUCUCAUGGUAGGGGGCUGUUUUGAGCAGUUGAAAUAACAGGGCUUACCAAAUUAACUAUUUGGCAUUUGUCCUAAUCUACAGAUUGGAAACAAACUCGCUAAAAUUUCGAUUCACCACAACUCCAUCGAAAAUACCGAUGCUUGAAAAUGAACGAAAUGGUUUUAGCACUCAGAUUGUCUUUUUGGAUCAAACGAUGACUUAAAUUGCGUCUUGAUAAUAUACCGUAAAGUAAGUACGUUGACUUAAAUUGGGUAACAGUAAGUGAUGUGCUUAGUUGAAUGAGGUUCAAUUUUUAACAAAAUAAAGCUAACGGUAUAGGUGUUAGACCCGCCCGGUUUUCUUUUUGGUGAAUUAAGCAUGCAAUUAGCGCCUAUUCAGUCUUAACGACCUUAGAACUUUGAAACAACUUUAACCAGACACACUAAACGCUAUCCUUUAAUGAGAGGUGGUGCAAACUUUGAAAUGAAGUUAGCCUUUAAUUGAAAUACGUCUGAUGCUCAUGUGCUUGUCAGAGUAAGAAACGAGAAAAUUAAGACAAAUCAGAAAAGUACACCAACGGAAAUUAGGUUAACAAUUUAGCGAUGAUUGAUUCUGUCUGAAUCAUGUUCAGCUGUCUGCCGUUUCUUCAAGUUCAGCUGUGUAAAAGGUCAAAUGUGUCCUUUCCGGCAUGUGAAAGGUGACAAGGAGGUCGUGUGUAAACAUUGGUUACGUGGUCUUUGCAAGAAAGGCGAUGAUUGUGAAUUCUUACAUCAAUUUGAUAUGACCAAAAUGCCAGAGUGUUAUUUUUUUACAAAAUUUGGAAUGUGCAGUAACAAAGAAUGUCCAUUUUUACAUAUUGAUCCAGCGAGUAAGGUGAAAGAUUGCCCGUGGUAUGACAGGGGGUUCUGUAAACAUGGCCCUGAUUGUAAAAACAGACAUGUGAGGAGGGUGAUGUGUCAGAAUUUUCUGAAUGGUUUUUGUCUUGACGGUCCAAACUGUAAAUUUGUACACCCAAGUUGGGAUAUUCCAGUGAUGUCAGAGCAACAAAAAGAGAACAUGCUAAAAAUAACAUGCCACACGUGCGGCGAGAAAGGCCACAAAGCUCAAAGUUGUCCGCAGAAUCCAAGAAGGCCUAUGCAUGUGCUGGAUGAGAACAAGGGAUCAGGGCCACAGCAGUACAACAGCAUACCAAGUAGGAGCACAGGUACAAGGGGAAAUCUAGACCACAUCAUCUGUUACAAGUGUAAUGAAAGGGGACAUUUUGCAAAUAAAUGCCCAACCAAUUUACCAAUGAUCUUUGCUUCAUGAGACAAGCUUCUGGAAUCAAACAUCAUCCUUGCAAUGGACCGAGAUAGCACACAUUACUUUACAUGUUUUGAUGGUGUGAGAGUGCCUUUUGCAUUAUAAGACCACUCUGAAGAGAACUAUUAGUACAUUCACUUGAAUCUGUGAUAACAAUAAUCCCAGAUUGAACCUGGGUUUGAAAGUUCAGAGAAGAUAGGUGAAGGUUGUGAGGUCAGCAGAGCAAGGUCACAAUCACAUGAGGUCUAGUGGAAUAAUUAAAAGCUGCUGAAAAGAUGUAUUUUUUUGGCCAUGUUAGAUUUUAAAACUGAUGUAUAUACUACUACUUUUAUACUUCUAUACAUAGGCUCUGAGUGGCAAGCUAGGCCUACAGUACUAGUCGUAGGCCAAUGAACUAGUACACUAGUAGGCCAAACUGCUACUAGGCCUCAUAGUACUUUGGCCUAGGAAAUACAUAUUAAAAUUCUAUCACUGCAAGUAA